Scomber scombrus (Atlantic mackerel) is the source of this 890-nucleotide messenger RNA. RefSeq lists its product as uncharacterized. The coding region runs from base 66 to 890 and encodes 274 amino acids. NCBI's taxonomy places the organism in Eukaryota, Metazoa, Chordata, Actinopteri, Scombriformes, Scombridae. The transcript is spliced from 6 exons. The record is from RefSeq and is a predicted model, not a curated record.
GCUGCUGUUUGAAACAUAACAAGGUUCAAAAGUUAAAGUGACAUAAAGAAGGUAAAGAAGUAAGGAUGGCAGUUUGGGACAAACAGAUUCCCUGGAUCUUUAUGAUGCUUCUGGCUGGUGCUGCUGGUGCAGCUGUAAACUAUCCAGGUUCUGUUUGUGCUGUAAGAGGAUCGACUGUCAUCCUGCCCUGCACCUUCACACCACGGAGGUCUUUCACUCAGAAUGGUAGAGAAGUUCCACUGAAGAUCAUCAGAGUCCGCUGGUGUGUGAAUCAUCUUAUUUGUCAUGACACCACCCCAUCUGUGUAUGACAGCUCAUCACCAACAGCCAACCCUCGUUACAAAUACCUGGGAGACAUGACUGGAAACUGCACUUUACAGAUCAGUAAUAUUCAGAAGAUUGACAGCAAAACCUUCCGCUUCAGGAUGGAAGCUGACGACAGAGCAGGACAUUACACUGGGCAGUCAGGAGUGAAUGUCACUGUCACUGUGGUGCAGAGGAUGUUUGUGUUGAUUUCUCUUGUUCUGAGCUCCAGAGAUGCCGGAGAGCUGAGCUGUACAUCAGUCUGCAGCUUCCACCAGCUGGAGGUCAGCUGGUUUAAAGAUGGAAACGCCCUCCCACAGUCUGGCCCCGCCCUCCAGCUCGGCCCGCUGACUGCAAAGGAUUCUGGGAACUACACCUGUGCUCUGACAACCGAUCAGAGAACAACCUCCCUGCCGUUCACUGUGCGUGUGGAGAAGGAAGAUGAAGGCCUGAAUCAUGACACAUGGGACAAACUGCUGAUAGUUCGUGUGGUUCUGUUCACGCUGCACACUUUGCUCAUCGUCAUAGUGACAGCUGUCAUCAUCAAAAGAACAUGUGUUUGCAAGAAAGCCACAGCAGAGAACUGA